UUAUUAUUUAAUUACUGUAGAAAACUAAGAAGAAGAAACCUGAGAAGAAGAAACCUGAUGAGGUGACGUACGCAUCCUUAGAAGGCUUUCAACCACCAGGUGGUCGUGGUGGCAUUGUCCUUGAACCCCUUCCAAAGGACGAGCAUACCAAAAUGCCUGACAAGUACGAGGAAACUAUCUACUCGGAGAUUAUUGGGACCAAGAAACUGGUUAGUGGCAAUGAGAGUGCUGCUGGUGCUAGUAAUGAUAUCCCUUUGUCUGAUAUGCAUGGUCAAGGUACUGAGACAGAGUCAAACCCUUCAGACCAGACUGCAGACCCAGCAAAGCAAAAUGACCAGAAACCAGCCACCGAUGAAAAAGAAAAGCCACCAGACAAUCAAGUGCAGCCUCCGACCAAAGAGGAUUCUGGUAAGGAGGAAUCAGACUCAGCGGAAAGUUCAGUUACCAAAUUGUUGUGAUGCACGGCAAGUAUAAAAUAAGCAGCAGGUGCAUGAUUUAACAUAAUUAUUCAUUGAUAUUAAAAUCGUUAUUCUUCUCAUUACCCAAGCCUCGGUCAUCCAGUUGCUAUAUUUUUCUUAUCCUUGAUUUGUGUCUGAGAAAAAAACGGGAAUUAUAUACUUUAUAAAAAGUAUGCCGAGUGCAAUAAAUAAUAGAGUGAGAAGAGGAAAGAUGUUGAUUGCAAUUCCACACUGUACACUAGACUAUUGUUAGUGCCUUUAGUCCUGAUCGUUCGCUUACAAUAAAAAAUGACUUGUUUCGUGAAGGUCAAUGACCUUCACUCAAGACAAAAAAAUAACAAAAUAAGACACACAAAUAUCAAAAAAAGAA
Messenger RNA from Actinia tenebrosa (Australian red waratah sea anemone), 828 nucleotides. Its product is annotated as hemicentin-1. Gene Ontology annotation, biological process: cell-cell adhesion. Gene Ontology annotation, cellular component: dystrophin-associated glycoprotein complex; plasma membrane; cell-cell junction. The record is from RefSeq and is a predicted model, not a curated record. Gene Ontology annotation, molecular function: cell adhesion molecule binding. Lineage: Eukaryota; Metazoa; Cnidaria; Anthozoa; Actiniaria; Actiniidae.